Trichomycterus rosablanca is the source of this 1214-nucleotide messenger RNA. Its product is annotated as sulfotransferase 1B1-like. The coding region runs from base 119 to 1051 and encodes 310 amino acids. The transcript has 7 exons. Gene Ontology annotation, molecular function: sulfotransferase activity. Lineage: Eukaryota; Metazoa; Chordata; Actinopteri; Siluriformes; Trichomycteridae. Gene Ontology annotation, biological process: sulfation. Gene Ontology annotation, cellular component: cytoplasm. The record is from RefSeq and is a predicted model, not a curated record.
AGGUUGAUGACAGAAAAGGACCUGCAAGUGAAUCCUAAAAUAAUCACCAAGCUCAAAUAAGAAACCAAGAAGAAGAAUCAAAAGCCAGAUUAAUUUUGGAAACUCUGAGAGAUACGAGAUGGAUGAGAAGGAGGAACCCAUGAGUUUUUCAGAAGCUGUAAGCAAGGCUGCCAGUGCAAUAUAUCGUUUUCCUUUAAUAGAGGUGCAGGGCGUCCCCCUCAGGAGCUGGAUCGCCAACAGCUGGAGCCUGAUUUCAGCCUUCCAACCAGAUCCAUCUGAUUUACUCAUCGCUACCUACCCCAAAGCAGGAACUACCUGGACUCAGGAGAUUGUGGAUCUGCUGCUGCAUGACGGAGAUGCCGAGGUUUGUAAGCGAGCACCUACUGAUGCACGCAUCCCAUUCCUGGAGAGCCAAUAUCCUCCACCAAUUCCUUCAGGUCUGGACCGACUCAAAACGAUGAAACCUCCUAGAGUCAUCAAAACACACCUGCCCAUACAGCUAGUGCCUAAAGGAUUCUGGGAAAAUAAAUGCAAGGUGAUUUAUGUGGCUCGAAGCGCGAAGGACAACCUGGUCAGCUAUUACCACUUUGAUCUAAUGAAUCAGAUUCACCCUGAACCAGGUCCCUGGGACCAAUACAUCCACAAGUUCAUGAGGGGAAAAUUGCCAUGGGGCUCCUGGUACGACCAUGUGAAAGGAUACUGGAGGGAAAAAGAAAACAGGAACAUCCUCUACCUGUUCUUUGAGGACAUAAAAGAGAACCCUCGUCGAGAGAUAUUAAGGAUCAUGCACUACCUGGACUUGUCAUUACCUGAAGACAUAAUUGACAAGAUUGUGCAGUUGACAUCUUUUGAAGUGAUGAAGGACAAUCCAAUGGUUAACUACACCUUCAUUCCAAAUACAAUGUUUGACAGUUCCAUCUCUCCCUUCAUGAGAAAAGGUGAGGUUGGUGACUGGAUUAACCAUUUCACCCUGGCUCAAUCCGAAAUGUUUGAUGAGGACUACACAAGACAAAUGUCGGAUGUGGACAUUCCCUUUUGCACCAGCAUAUAAUUUAAUAACAUCACCACUGAGCACAGCUUAUACAAUUACAGACGUGAUGUUAUUUGUGAUAUCACAUGACCUCACACUUGCUUUAUUUCACAAAGUCAAUUAAAGGAAAAAGCAAAGGAACCAAAACUACUAAAAUAUCUAUUAAAGAGAUGUAGUUCCUUAA